AUGUAUCAAUCACCUCCAACAAAAAAGUUCAAACCAAAUUCAUCAUCAUCAUCAUCAUCAUCAUCAUCAUCAAUUUUGAAUUUACAUUAUAAUUUGAUUAUCACACCACCACACAUUCAAUCAUCUGUUCAAAAUUCAUUAACUAAUUCUUCUUUAAAUCCAAAUACAACUUCAUUGAGUCAAAAUCCAACUACUAUAUCUCAAUUACCUCAUUUACCUCCAAAAUCGAAGACAUCAAAUUCAAAACCAAAAACUAAAUCAAGAUCAAGAUCAAAAUCAAAAUCAAAAUCAAAAUCAAAUCCACCAGGAUUAAAAGACAUCAAUCAACAAGAAUCGUCUAGUACUCAACAAACUAUAACAACCUCAGACUUUUUUGAUGUCAACUCAAAUUAUUGUCUUAAACCAGAAGGAGAAAACAUAAUGGAUCCCGUAACUUGUAUGGUAGAUUUGAAAAAAUAUAUAAAUGAACAGCUUUUUGAAAUCAUGCAAGAACAUAAAAUUGAAUUUGUUCCUAGUAUGGGAUAUACAAUACCAUGCAUCAAAGAGCAAAGAUCAAUAUUAAAUAUAGGAAUUAAAGAUCAAGAAGAUAUUCAAAAUUGUUCUGCUGUUAUUACGAUGGAACAUUUAAUUAAUUCCCGUGAUAAAGAAGGAAAUUUAACUGAAUGUGUUUCACCACUGGUGGUUAUAGUUACAGAUUCUGUAUGGAAAAUAAUGGCUUUAUUAUCACUCAAAUUGAAUAAAUCAGAACUAUUUCAUGGAAAUAUUUAUAACCCAGUAGCUGUUCAAAAGACUCAACAUUAUCUUAUAAUUCAUCCUAAUCAUUUUUGUGAAGCUGUAUUUUUAGAUAAGUUGAAAACUUACAAAACAAGUUUAGUAAUUAUUGAUAAAGUGAAUUUAUUUUUGAAAGUACAAGAAGAAUCAUUUAUGGAAGCAAUAUUUAGAUUUAAUGAAUCAACUACUUUUGUUUGGUUUGCUACAAGUUUAUCAAGUGAUGCCAAAUCAUUCAUCACCAAAUUUAGUGAUACAUUAAAUGUCAAUUAUAACAUAAAAACUGGUGGUAGAGAUAUGCAAAAAAAAUUGGUUUUAGUUGAUGUCAAUGAUCCUUUAAAUAUCUCAAAUUUAUCCAAAAAAGAAUUCAAAUCAUUGACCAAAAAUCAAAUCGAAAGUAGAGAUUUAGAAUCCAAAAAAAUUGCUUUAAUUGCUAAAGUUAAUGAAUUACUCAAGCUUAGAGAUUCAUUUAUUAGAAAAUCUAAAGAGUUUGGUGAAAAUGUUGUUGUCGUUGUUCCAAGUAAAAAAGAUGCUGGAAAAAUAACUAUAUCUUUAAGACAAAACGGAGUUUGGGCAUAUCAAUUAUUUUCUAAAAUACCACCCACAGAAAUUGAAUCAAUUGAACAAGAGGUAAUAAAUAAAGAUGCAAUUUUAGUAACUCAUGAUUGUAAUUUUAUUAAAGGUAAAGAAUAUGUUAUUGAUUUUGAAUCAACUAAAUUGGAUAAUUAUCUUAUUAGAAUCGAAAAGUAUAAAAAACAUGGAGUUUCAGAAGUUUUCACAUUUUUUACUACUAUUGAAAUGAGAUAUUUUAAACAAUAUUUUGAAUAUUUUGAAAAAAAUGGUGUUGAUGUUCCACAAGAGUUUUACGAUUAUCACAUCCAACAAAACAAAAUUGAUUUUUUUGGUUUAUAA
This is a messenger RNA of Lodderomyces pseudojiufengensis, 1680 nucleotides long. RefSeq lists its product as uncharacterized. The transcript has a single exon. The record is from RefSeq and is a predicted model, not a curated record. NCBI's taxonomy places the organism in Eukaryota, Fungi, Ascomycota, Pichiomycetes, Serinales, Debaryomycetaceae. The coding region runs from base 1 to 1680 and encodes 559 amino acids.